CCGGAAGCGUGCGGGCACGUCCAGGGUUCUGACUCCCCGGAGCGGCCGGGCCGGGCCGGGACCAGCCGGUGGCUUCCAGGCUGCGCCCCCUGUGCCUUUAGGAGUCCGGGGUCCGUGCGAGCCGCCGCGGGCGCUGCUCCCGGCGCUGCUCCCGGCGGCUUCCCCUCGCCUCUGCUCCCCUCGCCUCUGCUCCCUGACCUUGGCGCCGGGUCGGGCCGGAUGGCGGCCCGGUUCGCGGCGGGCCUGGGCAGGGCUGCGGGUCCGGGCUGGCGGGCCCCGGCCGUCCUGGGGCGCGCCCGGCCCGCGCCCGGACACCGGACGCUGCAUCUCACCGCGGCCGUCGCCGCCGGACACAACAAGUGGUCCAAAGUCCGGCACAUCAAGGGCCCCAAGGACAUGGAAAGGAGCCGCAUCUUCUCCAAGCUCUGCUUGAGCAUCCGCCUGGCGGUGAAAGAGGGCGGCCCCAACCCUGAGCUCAACAGCAACCUGGCCAACAUCUUGGAGGUGUGUCGCAGCAAGCAUAUGCCCAAGGCAACAAUUGAGGCGUCUCUGAAAAUGGAGAAAAACAAGGGAGUUUAUUUGCUGUACGAGGGCCGCGGCCCUGGUGGCUCCUCUCUGCUCAUUGAGGCGUUAUCCAACAGCGGCCAUAAGUGCUACUCGGACAUCAGACAUAUCCUGAACAAGAACGGGGGCAUGAUCGCUGAAGGUGCUCGCCACUCCUUUGACAAAAAGGGGGUGGUUGUGGUGGGCGUGGAGGACAGAGAGAAGAAGGCUGUGAACCUGGAGCGUGCCCUGGAGCUGGCCAUCGAAGCAGGAGCUGAGGAUGUGACGGAAGCGGAAGAUGAAGAGGAAAAGAACAUUUUUAAAUUUAUUUGCGACGCCUCUUCACUGCAUCGAGUGAGGAAGAAGCUGGACUCCCUGGGUUUGUGCUCUGUGUCCUGUGCACUUGAGUUCAUCCCCAACACGAAGGUGCAGUUGACUGACCCUGACAUGGAGCAGGCCUCUUACCUCAUCCAGGCUCUCAGCAACCACGAGGAUGUGAUCCAGGUCUACGAUAACAUCGAGUAGCCGUGCUGGACGUGCUCCUGGCUCCUUCGGGGGCAGGCGGCCCCACCUUGGCCGCACAGGCUUCAGCAGCGUCUCCGAGGCCGGAGCAGUGCAGGGCUAAGAAAUUAGGAGGCUUCCGAACAGGACCUGCAGCUUUGGGUCCCUCCGUGGGAGUCCUGCUGGUGUCUCGGGGCACCCGGGGGUGCAGGGCGGGGCUAGUCAGGGGCCACAGGUGCUCCAGGCACCGGGCACUGUGCUUGAGUACUGAUGGUGGUCGGUCUGGAUCGCCGCCCCACUGGCUCUUGAGUUCUUGGGUUCAGAGCCAGCUUUGGGGACCCUCUUGAUGUUCUUUCAAGCCCAUGGGCUUUUUCGGCCACAAUCCCAACACUCUUGUUUAUUGUUUAACUGACCACAGAAAUGGGAGUUCUGCCCAGGCGCAGCACGGGCAAAUGCUGAUCGGAAAACAGGGCUCAACCUGCCAUUCAUUCAUACAACGAAUAUUUAUUAAACGUCUGCUUGCACCAGGAUUCUGCUUACCAAGAGCUUACCAAGUUGUUCAGGGGAGGACACAGGACACGUUCUGCCAGAGCUGUGCCAGGGCAGUGUGUGCUGUGGUCAGGGAUCCGUGUUCUCUUGGUGGCCUCUGGGCCCGUUAGCAAGAAGGCGUAAGACUCUGUUCUAAUAGGAAAUGAGGUACCAGUGAUAAUCGGAACGCCCAGCCCUGCUUUUCCCGGGGCCCCCUCUGAGAUGGAUCAUGUGGGUAACUCAGCGGAUUGAAUUUUCCUCAGAAAAAGGAGCUGUGCAGCGGGUAGGGCAUCUGCCUUGCACACAGCCUGGCAUCCCAUAUGGUCCCCCAAGCACUGCCAGGAGUAAUUCCUGAGUGCAAAGCCAGGACUAACCCCUGAGCAUCGCUGGGUGUGACCCAAAAAGCAAAAAAAAAAAAAAAAAAGAAAAGAAAAGAAAAGAAAAGAAAAGAAAAAGGAGCUGUGUAGGGGUCAGAGCCGAAAUACAAUGGUUAAUGCACUUGCCUUGCAUGUGGCUGAACUGGAUUUGAUCCCCAAGGAUCCCAUGUGGUCCUUCAAGCCUUACCAGGAGUGACUGCGGAGUGCAGAGCCAGGAGGAAGCCCUGAGCCCUGCUGGGUGGGAGAUAUAUGGAUAGGUAGAUAAUCUAUAGAUACAUAGAUAUGUAUAAUCUCCAGAACCCCCAUCCCGAGCUCCUUUUCAUCCCUGACUCCAAACAAGGGGACAUGGGCCCCUGGAAACAAGAGCAGAAGGUGGGGUGAAGGCUGAGUCAGAAGCCUCAGCAGGAGGGAAAGAAGCUCCAUGGGGCCCUUUGCUCCCGAGAGCCAUGGCUGGGUGGGCAGCCCAGCCCGCCGCGCUGCAGUCUGGCAGAAGUGUCGGAGCUGGGGGGCUGUGAUCCGGCAAGUUAUCUGCUGCGUUACUUAAGCCAGUCUCAGAUUGCUCUAAGGAGUCUCAGAUAAAUGAGCGUGAAAGCGAUCUAAGACCACAUUGACCAUAAAUUGAUCAUUUUAGCCUCUAGGGAAAAUGUGACUUCAAAUGCUGAAGAGUGACAGUUCUUUUAUUUCUUUUUGGCGGGGAGGGUCACACCCAACGAUGCUCAGGGGAUACUCCUGGUUCUGCACUCAGGAAAUACUCCUGGUGGUGCUCUGGGGACCAUAUGGGAUGCCAGGUAUUGAACCCAGGUGGGCCCUGUGCAAGGCAAAUGCCCAACCUACUGUACUAUUGCUCUGGCCCCAAAGAGUGACAGUUAAGGGGAAGAAAACCACUAAAAUUGAGUCGGAAAUUAGGUGCCGGUGAUAAUAGGGACUCUCAGCCCUGCUUUUCCCCUUCUGAAAUGGAUCACGUGAAUAACUCAGCAGAUUGAACUGCUCUCAGAAAAGGGACUAUGUAGAGGCUUUUCUACAGAGCCAUAGUACAGUGGGUAGGGCACUUGUUGGAGAAAUAGUACGAGAAUUAAGGCACCGGGGCCAGAGUGAUAGCACAGCAGGUAGGGCAUUUGCUUGCAUGUGGCCGACAUGGGUUCAAUCCCAGGCAUCCCAUAUGUUCCCCCAAGCACUGCCAGGAGUAAUUCCUGAGUGCAGAGCCAGGAGUAACCAUGAGCAACGCUGGGUGUGACCCAAAAAGCAAAAAAAAAAAUAAGGCAUUUAUCUUGCACAUAGCCAACCCAGGUUCAGUCCCUGGUACCCCCUAUGGUCUUCUAAGCCCUGCUAGUUGUGAUCCCUGAGUGUAGAGCCAGGAGGAAGCCCUGCAUAUUGCUGGGUAUGGCCCCAAAACCACAAAAAGAAAAAAACAGUGAAAUAAUCCACUAUAUGCCAAAGCAUAUGCUUAUAUACCUCACUUCACAAUCUAGAUGCUGCCUGUAAUCUUUAGUUUGUAUAGAGAGAACAUGCUGAUAUUUAAAUGGCACUUUACAAAAUCAGGAUAACUUGGGGCUCGAGCGAUAGCACAGUGGUUAGGGCAUUUGCCUUGCACGUGGCUGACCCGGGUUCAAAUUCCAGCAUCCUAUAUGCCCCCUUCCCGCCCCCCCCAGCACCACCAAGAGUAAUUCCUGAGUGCAUGAGCCAGGAGGAACCCCUGUGCAAUGCUGGGUGUGACCCAAAAAGAAAGAAAAAGUAAGGUAAAAUCAAGAUAACUUGACUGGAUGUGGCUCGGUGGAAGAGAGCGUGUGAGACCGUGGGUUGGACCCUUGGCAUUGUAAAAUAAUAAAAUAUGGCAAGUUGAAGUUUAAAUGCUUCAUAAUGUAUAAAAUAUUUACAACAAAUGUUUAAAAAUUAUCGGCCAAGUAUGUGCCCAGAUGAUUCAUACCAAAGCAGGUAAGAAUGCAUCUAAUACUACAGUGUGUGUUGAUCUUGGUUUAGCUCUGUUUCUAAUUUGUUGAAUGAAUUUUGUAAUGGCUAUUUCUUAAAUGUUGAAUAUAAAUAUAAUUUGGCAGAAUUUGA
This is a messenger RNA of Sorex araneus (European shrew), 4007 nucleotides long. RefSeq names its product translational activator of cytochrome c oxidase 1. The transcript has 5 exons. NCBI's taxonomy places the organism in Eukaryota, Metazoa, Chordata, Mammalia, Eulipotyphla, Soricidae. The record is from RefSeq and is a predicted model, not a curated record. Bases 220 to 1068 code for a protein of 282 amino acids. Gene Ontology annotation, cellular component: mitochondrion.